Rotaria socialis is the source of this 2115-nucleotide messenger RNA. NCBI's taxonomy places the organism in Eukaryota, Metazoa, Rotifera, Eurotatoria, Philodinida, Philodinidae. The record is from the annotation of a GenBank genome assembly.
AUGGUGCAAGGUGCACAUCAUAAUGCGACACCUGAACGAGCCUCGGCACUUGAUGUAGGCGAUGCAUCUCCCGAUGAAAAACGAAAAAAAGUCGGUAAUUAUGUCAUUUUAAAAACAAUUGGAGAAGGAAGUUUUGCCAAAGUACGCUUGGGUGUUCAUCUAAUCACUGAAAUGAAAGUUGCAGUUAAAGUUAUUAAUAAGCGUGAAGUAUUUAAACGAAAUUAUUUAAGAGCUAAUUUACGUCGUGAAGCAUCAAUGAUGCAACGUAUGUCACAUAAGAACAUAGUACAAUUACAUGAAGUUAUGGAGACAGAAAAUUCCUAUUAUAUUGUGAUGGAUUUAGUACAAGGCAAUGAAUUUGUUAAAUAUUUAACAAAAAGGAAACAAUUAGAUGAAAAUGAAACGAAAAAAUAUAUUCGACAAAUUGUGUCUGCUGUUGAUCAUAUGCAUCGUGCUCGUGUUAUACAUCGAGAUAUAAAACUUCAAAAUUUUAUGCUUGAUCAAAAUAAUGAUAUCAUUAUAAUCGAUUUUGGUCUUAGUAAUUGUCUUGAUGAUAAAGGUUUUCUAACUACUCAAUGUGGUUCACCAGCCUAUGCAGCUCCAGAAAUUUUCGCACAUCAAGAAUACGGUCCUGCUGUUGAUGUAUGGAGUAUUGGUGUGAAUAUGUAUGCUAUGCUAGUGGGAAAACUUCCAUUUAAAGUUGAACAUCGUAGUCGAAAUCUUGCUAAACUUCAUGCAUGUAUACUCAAAGGAUGUGAAAUACCCAAUACACUUUCACGUGAAUGUCACGAUCUAUUAUCAAGACUAUUGGAUCCAUCACCAAGCAAACGUAUAACCAUACCGGAAAUACUUCAUCAUCCAUUUUUAACCGAUUUAUUAGGACCUAUUGAAUUAGUGCCUUUUAAACCUCAUACUGAUUUAAGAGAAAUCAAUCAAAGUAUAAUCAGAUAUCUUUCUAUGAAGUAUGGUUAUUCAGAGCACGAAGUUGAAGAAGCCGUGUUACAUCGAAAACCAAUUGCAUGCCGAGCUCUUUAUAGUUUAAUUGAACGACGUCUUAAAGAAGGUCUUGGUUGGCCUGAUCGUACAUAUAAUAGUUCUGUGAAUGCACAAUCAACAAUAUCAGGUACAGGUGUUGCUUCUGUAGUUGAUGGCACACCAGAUCUUGUACUUGAUAAACUUGGUCGUCAUGAACCAUUACUUCCCGGUCGUCGCGCGCUACCACAUCAUUUACCUCUACAAGUGUCUCCGCCAACAGCGAAUGGGCAAAAACUAACACGUGAAAGAUCUAAUUUUGGAUUUGAUGAACAAAUUUUAGUACGAACAAAUGCAAAUGCUAAUAGUAUUACACAGGGUUUAACACAAGAAGCAUUGAAUGAAUUAGUACCACAAUCAAAAUUAAUUUCUAGGAAACUAUUUCAAGAUUCAACAGUAAGAAAAUCAUCAGCUAUUGCAACUAAUAUUGAGCAAGUCGAAGAAAUUAUUGGUGCGCGACGAGCACAACAAAAUUCAAAUACCCUUGCACCAAUUAGAAAUUCAAUAAGUACUCAGCGUGGCAAUGUCCUCAUACCUCAACAAACACAACAACAUAAAGCUAAACCACGUAGUUUACCUAAUUCAACACUUGAUCACGCAAAUCAAAAUGGUUUUCAUGUACCACAUGAUCUAGUGCUAGGCGCAUCUGCUGAUAAUCGUACGCCAAAGGCAAUUAGUCGUACAUCGCAAGUUGAUAAUUUUAGAAAAAAUCAACAUCAUUCACCGGUUCGAUAUAAUCCUGCUCCAUCAGUAACAGUCAAGGCUAUUGGUUUAUUUCUAAAAAAUUCUGCAUUACAUUCACGUGUUAGCUCAUGUAGUAGUAGAUCCUCGAAAACGAAUGGUACUACAACAGUACUUGAUGUUCAGCACCAAUCGCCACCCUUAAAAUUUUAUCCACCAACAUCAAAUACAAAUCAUAAACAGAAUGUUGUUACUUAUCAUUCUCAUGGUAACUUAACAUCAACAGAUACAACACGACAAUUUUUUGUUAAAACAGCCGGAUCAUCAAAUCGAAUAACAGCAAGUAAAGCUCAACAUUCAACAGCAACAGGAGCCAAUGGAGAAAAGUUGAUGCCGACAUAA